AUGGCGGCGCCCAAAAAGGUCAUUCCCGUGACCGUGCUCACCGGAUUUCUUGGAGCUGGCAAAACGACGUUGCUGAACCACAUCCUGGAGUCGACUCAGCAUGGCAUGAAGUUUGCCAUCAUCGAGAACGAGUUCGGAGAGGUUGGAGUGGACGAGCAUGUCAUCAAAGAGGAUUCCGAGGAGCAAGUGAUCGAAGUCAUGAACGGCUGUAUUUGCUGCACUGUACGUGGCGAUUUGGUGAAGGUCCUGAAGCGUCUCAGGGAGAGGCUUGAUACCUUCGACGGCGUUAUCAUCGAGACUACUGGCAUGGCUGAUCCAGCGCCUGUGGCCCAAACUUUCUUCGUGGAUCCAGAGAUCGAGAAGGAUUAUCGGCUGGAUGGGAUCAUCACGGUGGUGGACUGCAAGCACGUGCUGGAACACCUGCGGGAGGAGAAGCCCGAAGGUGUUGAGAACGAGACUGUAGAGCAGAUCGCUUUUGCGGACAGGAUCAUCCUCAACAAAGUGGACCUGGUGGACGAUGAGAAGCUGACGGAAGUCAUGGCGGAGGUCAAGAAGGUGAAUGGCAAUGCAGACCUUAUCAAGGCCGAGCACAGCAAGGUGGACCCAAGCAAGCUGAUCGGGAUCCAGGCAUUCUCACUGGAACGGGUUCUUGAGAUGGAUCCUGAGUUCAUGAAUACCGAAGGGGAGCACCAGCACGACAACAGCAUCAGUUCCAUCAGCUGGAAAUUCGAGGGCGAGCUGAACGUGAACAAGUUGGAGAGGUGGAUCAGUGAAAUGCUGCAAACCAAGGCAACGGACAUGUUUCGCUACAAGGGCAUGUUGGCUGUUAAGGGCAUGGAGACCAAAUACCUCUUCCAGGGUGUUCACAUGCUCUUUAAUGGUGGCUUUGCGGAUGGCUACAAGUGGAAGAAGGAUGAGCCUCGAGAAUGCCGCUUUGUCUUCAUAGGCCGCAACUUGGACAAGAUCGAAUUGGAGAAGAAGUUCAUGGAAUGCAAGGUCAUUGAGGACGUAAGGUUUAGUCCAGGGGACAAGAUCGAGGCGAAUGUGCCAGGUGGCUGGAAAGGCGGGAAGAUCGUGAGAACAUGGGAUGAGGGCAACCCAUACCGCAUCCAGCUGGACGAUGGCACCCAGGUGUGGGCACCGGAUGAUUCCGAUGAUUUUGUGCGGGCCGUGCGCCCUCGCGUGAGCUAA
Molecule: messenger RNA, 1191 nt
Organism: Symbiodinium pilosum
Lineage: Eukaryota; Dinophyceae; Suessiales; Symbiodiniaceae
Source: the annotation of a GenBank genome assembly